AUGGAUGUUGGCGACGACAACUGGUUUUGGGCAGAGCUGCAGGAAUCCCAUGAGGUGCGGGACUCCUUCGAGCGCCUGGCAGAGACAUUGGAACCCGCAAGAGUGGAUUCCAAGCACGAGCAGGAUGUGGUCGAUGCGGUGAGACACUGCGCUGAGGAGGUGUGCCGCAGCCCUGUCACACUUGCGCCGAUGGGCUCGACGUUCCGCGGGACGGAUCUGAUCAAGGCCGGUGGAGAGCAGAGCGAUGUCGAUUAUGCCUUGACGGUGGAAGGCAAGACCACUGCAGAAGCUGACUACAAGGAGCUGGCACGAAGGCUAGAGCAGCAUCCCAUGUUUCACGAGGUGCGGAUGGGAAGAAUCGCGAUAUCCUUCAGAACCCGCGGUGAGGGUUCGAGCGCAGAUGUGGCCUGGGACAUUGUGCCGACGAAAGGCAGCCACUUCAACUGGGAGCUUUUCAACUUCCCUUCUAUCUGGCACCGCAUCGAGUCGGGCCCUCGCUGGAGAGCCUGGCAUUCUGGCAGAUUGCAGCUCGAAGCAGUCUCGGCUGUGAGGCAUAGAAAGCUAACGAUCGUGAAGUGCUGCAGGCGCUCCCUCUCCCGCCCAGCUCAAAGGUCCGCGCCAUCCGACAGGGCACAGGUGGAGGGCUUCCUGUGGCAUUUCUUCCGGGAGCAGCCCGGCGCAAAGGGCGCACGUAGCACGGCCCGUGUGCUGAAACGCAUGCUGUCCGCGAUCCCCGGCUUCAUCCUCGAGCUCCUGCUGCUUUUCCUGGACUCCCAGGACCAGCGGAUCCUGGACGAAGACCCGACGGGCCUGAAACUGUUCCAGCGCGCCAUGGAGGCCUUCAAGCUGUACCAGCUAAAUUACGAGACGAACCCGCUGAUCCUACUGCUCAAAGAUGCGGCGCAGUCCGGGAAGGACAGGCACAGGGAGCUGAAGGAAGCUUUCUCAGCGGCCAGCCAGUCAGUCCAAGCAUUCUACAACAAGGAGUGCUGCUGUGUUCCGCGUCCCGUCUGGCAGCUGAUCGUGCGCAUCGUCCAGACUGCGUUGUUCACCAUCUUGUCCCUCGUCUUCUGCAUCUUGUUCUGGUUCGCGGACAAAGAGAGGCAGUUCUCGCAGCAGAACUGCCAGACGGACUCAUGUCUCUGCAACGACUGCAACCAACAGGCUUGGAGACGCUGGUGGCAAGAAGGCCAGGGAUCCGCCUGCCACUUCGGCUACCUUGCCAUGGAGCGGUGCUGGAUACGCUUCGUCGUACGCAUCUGGCGGCUUAGCAUGGUGCUCCUGGUCAUGGGCUGCGUCCUUUUUGGACGAGUCUCCCGGAGGAGCGAUGCCUUGCAUGUUCUGGUCUUGCUGGCCUCCAUGUGCCACUUCCUAUCCCACUCCUCGGACUUGUGGCCCAACCCGCGGGUGUGGAUGUCUUGCCUGUUUCUGGACCUGGCAGACACUUUGCGCCUUGUGGCUUCGCUGCUGGUCGUCGUCCGAUGCUUGAAGGAUCCGCUGGGACCGAGCCAGUGGGAUCUCUCCGAGAACUUCUCCCCCACAGUCGCAGCAGUUGCCGCCGCGAUGGUUUUCUGGCUUCUGGCUUGGCUCGCUCGCUGGCUCUGCACCUCCAUCACCUUCGAAGACCUCAUAUUUCAACAGCAUCACUUCUUCAAUGCCGUCUGCAUUGUCGCAAACACCCUCUUAGCCCUCUUGUGCUUCGUUGCAUUGAGUGCUGAACAUAGACGGAAGCACGAGAAGCUCCAGGGCCGCAAGCAUAGCGAGCUCAUCUUGCGGCCCAUUGCGCUUUGCAAUCUGCUGCUCCAGCUGCUGUGGUGCAGCCUCGUGGGUGCGCAUCUCUGCAUGGGCAUACUUCAACCAGGCUCAUUCUCCCAGUGGAGCUUUCUGGCAAACAUCCUGAAGACGAAUGCAGGACUCCUUCAUUUCGUGCUGCUGCUCCGCUUCGCUGAUGCCUUUGCGGCCGCCGGCCGCCCGUUCACCCCAGUGCCUUUUCUCGUCCCGAUCCGGCAGGCUUCCUAA
Molecule: messenger RNA, 2019 nt
Organism: Symbiodinium sp. CCMP2456
Lineage: Eukaryota; Dinophyceae; Suessiales; Symbiodiniaceae
Source: the annotation of a GenBank genome assembly